AUGGUUUUGGAGAACGGAUACACUCUUGGAUUCUUGGGCAGCGGCAAAAUGGGUACUGCGGUGCUCGCUGCUGCGAUCGCUGGCGCAGAGGCUGCAAAGGCCCAGAACCUCCCGGACGCCAUAGUGCCUGGCCGAUUUGUCGUUAGUGUGCGCACUGCGAAGAGCCGCGUUCGUUUGCAGGAACGGUUCGGCGACAAGGUCACUGUUGUCACCGAUAACCAGAAGGUUAUUGACGAGUCGAAUGUGGUAGUGCUUGGCUUCAAGCCGUACAUGGCACAGGAUAUUUUGAACCGUUUGCACUACUCUCACUUUACUAUUCUCAUUAGUUUGCUGGCCGGCACCUCGAUUGAGAGCAUCCGCCAGUUCACCAGUGUCAACACCUUCAUUGUUCGGGCAACCACAAACACCGCAGCCCAGUGCGGCCAGGGUAUGACCGCUCUUUCUUACCAGGGCGAGUACCACCCUGACUCUCCCAUCACUUUGGCUGUCGAGUGGCUCUUUAACCAGACCGGCAAGUUUGUCAUGGUCGAGGAGAGCAAGCAGGAUGCAUGCGUCGCUCUGUGCGGCUCGGCCCCAGCAUUUACUUAUUUGUUCAUGGAGGCCCUGAUUGAUGGCGCUGUCAAAUCGGGUCUGCCUCUUGAAACCGCCCAGACCAUGGCUGCUCAAGUGGUCCUGGGUGCCGGUCACAUGGCCCAGGUUACUGGCCGUCAUCCUGCUUCGCUGCGGGGCGACGUUUGCACUCCCGGCGGCACCACCAUCAACGGUCUGGCCAUUCUCGAGGACCGUGCUGUUCGCGGUGCUGUCAUCGGCGCCCUCGACAAGGCUACCAACAUCUCCCAGGACAUUGGUCGCGCUGCAAACGAGAACACCGCCAGUCUCGAUCAGGCACGGGUGGCCAGCCAUAUCAACCUGGCCGAGAUGGCCCAGCAGAUCUCCAUCUCGCGUCGCAACACCCUCAAUGCUGCCCGCCAGCCCUCUUUAUAG
Molecule: messenger RNA, 984 nt
Organism: Wickerhamiella sorbophila
Lineage: Eukaryota; Fungi; Ascomycota; Dipodascomycetes; Dipodascales; Trichomonascaceae
Product: Pyrroline-5-carboxylate reductase
Exons: 1
Coding region: 1-984 (327 amino acids)
Biological process (GO): L-proline biosynthetic process
Molecular function (GO): pyrroline-5-carboxylate reductase activity
Source: RefSeq, a predicted model, not a curated record